Messenger RNA from Meriones unguiculatus (Mongolian gerbil), 3448 nucleotides. It is a transcript of the gene Alkbh1, whose product is annotated as alkB homolog 1, histone H2A dioxygenase. Gene Ontology annotation, biological process: oxidative RNA demethylation. NCBI's taxonomy places the organism in Eukaryota, Metazoa, Chordata, Mammalia, Rodentia, Muridae. The record is from RefSeq and is a predicted model, not a curated record. Gene Ontology annotation, cellular component: cytoplasm; nucleus. The coding region runs from base 14 to 1183 and encodes 389 amino acids. The transcript has 6 exons. Gene Ontology annotation, molecular function: ferrous iron binding; oxidative RNA demethylase activity; broad specificity oxidative DNA demethylase activity.
UCGCAGCUUCGAGAUGGGUAAGAUGGCGGCGGCGGUGGCUUCAUUGGCCACGCUGGCGGCAGAGCCCGGAGAGGACGCCUUCCGGAGACUUUUCCGCUUCUACCGGCAGAGCCGGCGGGGGACGGCGGACCUGGGAGCCGUCAUCGACUUCUCAGAGGCUCACGUGGCCCGAGUCCCGAAGCCCGGCGUGCCCAAGGUAGUCAGAUUUCAUCUGAAUGUGUCCUCAGUGAGCGAGCAUGAUGCCUGUAGGGCAGGGCUUCAGCCUGUGAGCAAGUGGCAGGCCUAUGGACUUGAAGGCUAUCCAGGAUUUAUUUUUAUCACAAACCCAUUCCUCCCGGGAUGCCAGCGGCACUGGGUAAAACAGUGCCUUAAAUUGUACUCUCAGAAACCUAAUGUGUGUAACCUGGACAAGCACAUGACUAAAGAAGAGACCCAAGGUCUGUGGGAACAGAGUAAAGAGUUCCUAAGGUCUAAAGAAAUGAAUAAACGAAGGCCCCGAAGUUUGCUGGAGAGGCUUCGUUGGGUCACUCUGGGCUACCAUUAUAACUGGGACAGUAAGAAAUACUCAGCAGAUCAUUAUACACCUUUCCCUUCUGACCUGGCUUUCCUCUCAGAGCAAGUCGCCGCUGCCUGUGGAUUUCAGGGUUUCCAAGCAGAAGCAGGUAUCCUGAAUUACUACCGCCUAGACUCCACACUGGGGAUCCAUGUGGACCGAUCUGAACUAGAUCACUCCAAACCCCUGCUGUCCUUCAGCUUUGGACAGUCUGCCAUCUUUCUCCUGGGUGGCCUCAAGAGAGAUGAGGCCCCAACAGCCAUGUUUAUGCACAGUGGUGACAUCAUGGUGAUGUCGGGGUUCAGCCGCCUGUUAAAUCAUGCAGUCCCUCGAGUCCUUCCACAUCCUGAUGGGGAAUGCCUGCCUCACUGCCUGGAGACUCCUCUUCCAGCUCUCCUACCUAGUGGUUCACUGCUUGAGCCCUGUUCUGUGGAGGACUGGCAGGUGUGUGCUACCUACUUGAAAACUGCUCGAGUUAAUAUGACUGUUCGACAGGUUCUGGCCACAGGCCAGGACUUUCCUGUAGAACCCAUGGAGGAGACAAAAAGAGACACUAGUGCAGAUGGUUUGUGUCAUCUGGAUGACCAGAGUAGCCCAGUAAAACGGGUGCGGUUAAGUCCUGACAGCUAAGACUUAGGGGCUGGGUUCUCUUACUCAGACAGGCUUCUGUUGCCAUGCAUUCUAGCCCUGAGACAAGCCACACAAAGAGCCAGGAAAGAAGUCAUCCAUCACGCUGCUGACUUCGGCACGUCAUGGAGAGUAAACUGAUUAUAGUUUGCUCAGAGAAGUGUUUUCUCGUAAGGAGAAGGAACUUGUUUGGUCAGACCACGUUGGCAUAAUGAUACACACAAACUUCUUGGCCUCUGCUGUUGUCUCUGAGGGGGAAGAAGUGAGUUCAUAUGUCUGUGGUGAGUCAGUACCUCAGAGUUUGUUAGGAAAUCAGGUGUCUUCCUCUAAGCAAUAUAUGAUCUGUGAGCCAGCCACCAGAGUUCCUAACUCCUACUCACCAAACUCUUUGAGCUCCUCUUCUCUCACAGAGGACUCUUAAACAGUGGAAUUAAAGUGUCCGCCGGGAGCAGGAAUUGUCACUUGGUUGGUGGAGCACAGGCCUGCGGUGCACCAAUCUGGCUCCAGUGCCACAUACGUCAGGCGUGGUGCGCACCUUUUGCCCAGCACCCCAGGGGGAGAACCAGAAGUUCAAGGCCAUCCUAGGUUUCCAGACUCUGGUGGCUUUUUAGUUCAAUGGGCUAAAGUGUUAACUGUUUUCUCCAUGAAUAAACUUACUUGACUGUAAAUUAAAGAUCUGUAUCUGCCUUUGAGGGUGAGGGUAUCAGAGAUGCGCUUUUUCCUCAUGGUAUUGAAGCCUCUGGCUGUUUCUCCCCAAGUUUUAUGCCUGUCACGGGAAGAAUGUACCUUGACAAUCAGUCCAGUUGCUGCUGUUUUUCUGAUGUCAAAAAUAUGUCAUCUCCAUGGGGAAAUUUUGGUAUUAAAGGGGAGUUUGGUACUUCUUUCUAGAAAAUGGGUGUGUCUGUUAGUUUGGGAGGCUGAGACUUGGUGGAAGCCACUCUGCAGUAAGUUUUCAUUGUUGUUCAUUAAAUGUGACCCACCUGAAACCAGGAAGCUGUCAUUUGGUAAAGCCAGCAAAGAUUAUCAGUAUCAUUAAAACAAACUCUUUAGGUACUAGCAUUGGCCUGAGUUUAGGAGCAAAUGGAAAGAGGCUAGCCAAGAGCAGGAACAUGUCUCCAUCCCAAGCUCCUGACGGAGCAUGCUCAAGUAAGUUACAGGUCAGCAAAUGGCAGCCCAGCUUCAGUUUCUUUGUUGUUUGCUGUUUCUAAGAGGCUGUGGGUUGUGGGGGAGGGGUUAUAAGACAUAAAAAUUGUAUGAAGUUCCAACAUCCAGAAUGUACUUCUUGAGGGGGCAGCUGGAGAGAUGACCCAGAAGUUAAGAGCAUGUAUUGCUCAUGCAGGAGAACCUGGGUUCAGUUCCCAGUCCCCAUAUGGCAUCUCAUAACCAUCUGUAACUCCAGGGAUGCCAACAGGGUAUUCUGGCCUCCCGUCCCCAGGCACACAUGUGACACAUACCUGAGGCAAACAGUCAAAUACAAAAUAAAAAUCUAUUUGUGUGUGUGUUUGAAAGACUUUGGGAACAAGUCUCUUUGCUUGAGUUAAAAAAUAAGUGAACGUACGGUUAGAAAGUUGCCACAGAGCCUGGAAGAUAUGAUCUGCACCUUGACAGCAAGUCUAACCUAAGAAACCUCUGAAGAAAGGGCGCCAGCAACAAGCCUGACACCGAGGAGAGAACAAUGGGAAGUAGUGUUUUUAAACUUGUCAGUUACCAGUGGAUAGAAUUGAAAUGCAGCGUAGUGUAAUUGGUAUGGUGUCAGUGCACAGACAGUAAGUGUGGGCAGUGUCACUGUAAUACUCACCUGUCCUGUGAAGGAGGGAAAGUACUGGCCUUGGCUGUUUGCAUUGCGGGUCCCAGGUUGUGUCCUUUUUUCUUCUGAUACCAUUUAGAAUGGGCACUUGCUAAAUGUUUUCAGAUGUGUGUUCUUGGGCCCAGUAAAUUUCACUUCUGAGAAUUGAGUCUUCAAAAGUCAUGAGAAAACAUUUGGGAAGUUUUUUUGUUGAAAAAUAAAUAUUUAUCAUAAUGAAGAGAAAGCCUGAUCAUUAACUAUGCAGAGUAAAGUUUUGUAAGAAUGUUACAUAUUCCUGAAUUAUUUAAAGUUUAUGUCUUGCCUGUAUGUAUUUCUUCUCUAAUGUUUCUAUUUACAUAUUUCUAAAAAAGAAGCUUCAGUGAAUGUGAAUGCUUUUGUGCUCCCUUGUACUAAAAUUUACAAUAAAAAUAUUAAAAAUCCAUACUUAUUUUUUAAAAAAUAAAAAUUUUAUUCUUUUAAAA